Haliotis rufescens (red abalone) is the source of this 9251-nucleotide messenger RNA. RefSeq lists its product as uncharacterized. The transcript is spliced from 6 exons. The record is from RefSeq and is a predicted model, not a curated record. NCBI's taxonomy places the organism in Eukaryota, Metazoa, Mollusca, Gastropoda, Lepetellida, Haliotidae. The coding region runs from base 377 to 9025 and encodes 2882 amino acids.
CCAGAUUACCUCAGGAACUUCCGUAAACAAUAUUCCAUGUUCCGUUAAAAAACAGAAUGCUAGACCGCGCUUGUUCGUUUGUAAAAAGGUGGUUACAUGUAUUGCAUGUGUUGAAAUGCAACAUUCUCGGUAGUUAACUGUCAAUUUCUAGUUUUCUUUAUUGCAUUUCUAGACCACAAGAUUAAAUGAACAAAGAGCAAACUAAGAAAUGGACUACGGUUCCGUACCGAUAUAGGCCUGUAUAUCCUCGGAUAUAUAAUACAUUAUAUUGACCGCUGGGAAAUACAUACGACGCAAAUGUUAGGUCCUGUGUUUGGUUUGAUCACGUGAUGCGGUACGAACAUCGGUAGGCGGAAACCACUGUGAACAGACAACGAUGCCUCUCAAGCGGGGAUGGAAGAAAGGACUCCAUUUGAAGAAAUACAGAGAAUUAAAGAGACUCAGAACAGCUGGAGCUGAGGCCCAAAAAGAGCAGCAAGAUUUGUUGGGGUGUAAACCAGACAGCUUAGAUGGAGGAAGUGAAAAAGGCAGGCCAAAUGAAAACCCAGCUUCCGUGGAAGAGGAAAAACCCAGUAAAGAAUCCACAGGGUCUCUGCUUGAAGGCACAGAAAAAAAAGUUAAACCUCGUAAAGAGGAGCUGCCAACCAAAGAGAGUGAAAAGAAGGAAAACACUAUGCCAAAGCAAGAACCAACACAACCUCAAAGAAGAAGUUAUACAAGCAAAACCAGUGACGUGACUCCAUCAGUUACUGUUUCCAGUGCCCAGAAAAAUACAGCUGUCCUCACUGUGGAUGUGACGGAAUCACAGAAGAUUCCAACAGGAGGAGUAUUAAGGACAGAGAUCACAGACUUGACUCCAUCAAGCUCUGUUUCAACCACCCAGAAAAAGGUUGCUGAACCCGAAGAUGAAGUGAAGCAAUCACAGGAGAUUCUACCAGGAGGGGGAUUAAGGACAGAGAUCAACGACUUGACUCCAUCAAGCUCUGUUUCAACCACCCAGAAAAAGGUUGCUGAACCCGAACAUGAAGUGAAGCAAUCACAGGAGAUUCUACCAGGAGGGGGAUUAAGGACAGAGAUCAACGACUUGACUCCAUCAAGUUCUGUUUCAACCACCCAGAAAAAGGUUGCUGAACCUGAAACUGAAGUCCAGGAAUCACAGGAGAUGCAAACAGGAUGGGGAGAAAGGACAGAGAUCACAGACUUGAUUCCAUCAAGUUCUGUUUCAACCACCCAGAAAAAGGUUGCUGAACCCGAACAUGAAGUGAAGGAAUCACAGGAGAUUCUACCAGGAGGGGGAGAAAGGACAGAGAUCACUGACUUGACUCCAUCAAGUUCUGUUUCCACCACCCAGAAAAAGGUUGCUGAACCUGAAGCUAAAGUGGAGGAAUCACUGGAGAUUCCAGGAUGGGGAGAAAGGACAGAGAUCAACGACUUGACUCCAUCAAGUUCUGUUUCCACCACCCAGAUAAAGGUUGCUGAACCUGAAGCUAAAGUGCAGGAAUCACUGGAGAUUCUAGGAGGGGGAGAAAGGACAGAGAUCACCAACUUGACUCCAUCAAGUUCUGUUUCAACCACCCAGAUAAAGGUUGCUGAACCCAAAGCUGAAGUGCAGGAAUUGCAGGAGAUUCCAGCAGGAGGAAAGUUAAGGACAGAGAUCACCGACUUGACUCCAUCAAGUUAUGUUUCAACUGCCCAGAAAAUGUGUGCUGCACCAGCGGCUGAAGUGAAGGAAUCAGAUAAUACUUCAAGAGUAGGAAUAAAAAGCAGGAUUACAGACUUGACUCCAAGUUUUAUUUCAGCUGCCCAGAUAAGGUUCGCUGUAUCAGCAAUUGAAGUGAAGGAAUCACAAGAAACUCCUAGAGGUGAAUUGAGGAGAGAGUUGACAGACACGACUCCUUCAAGUUUUAUUUCAACUGCCCAGAAAACGUGUGCUGCACCAGGGGUUGCAGUGAAGGAAUCAGAUAAUACUUCAAGAGGUAGAAUAAAAAGCAAGAUCACAGACAUGACUCCAAGCUCUAUUUCAACCACCCAGAAAGUGGUUGCUAAGCCAGCAGCUGAAGUGAUGGAUCCAGAUAAGUCUCCAAGAGAUGUUAUAGACAUGACUCCAACAAGUUCUGUUUCAUCCACCCAGAAAAUGGUUGCUAAGCCAGCAGCUGAAGUGAUGGAACCAGAUAAUACUCCAAGAGGUGUAACAGACUUGACUCCAUCAAGCUCUGUUUCAACCACCCAGAAAAAGGUUGCUGAACCCGAAGAUGAAGUGAAGCAAUCACAGGAGAUUCUACCAGGAGGGGGAUUAAGGACUGAGAUCAACGACUUGACUCCAUCAAGUUCUGUUUCAACCACCCAGAAAAAGGUUGCUGAACCUGAAACUGAAGUCCAGGAAUCACAGGAGAUGCAAACAGGAUGGGGAGAAAGGACAGAGAUCACCGACUUGACUCCAUCAAGUUCUGUUUCAACCACCCAGAAAAAGGUUGCUGAACCCGAAGAUGAAGUGAAGGAAUCACAGGAGAUUUUACCAGGAGUGGGAGAAAGUACAGAGAUCACCGACUUGACUCCAUCAAGUUAUGUUUCAACUGCCCAGAAAAUGUGUGCUGCACCAGCGGCUGAAGUGAAGGAAUCAGAUAAUACUUCAAGAGGUGGAAUAAAAAGCAGGAUCACAGACUUGACUCCAAGAUUUAUUUCAGCUGCCCAGAUAAGGUUCGCUGUAUCAGCAAUUGAAGUGAAGGAAUCACAAGAAACUCCUAGAGGUGAAUUGAGGAGCGAGUUGACAGACACGACUCCUUCAAGUUUUAUUUUAAGCUCUAUUUCAACCAUCCAGAAAAUGGUUGCUAAGCCAGCAGCUGAAGUGAUGGAACCAGAUAAGACUCCAAGAGGUGUAAUAGACAUGACUCCAACAAGUUCUGUUUCAACCAUCCGGAAAAUGGUUGCUAAGCCAGCAGCUGAAGUGAUGGAACCAGAUAAGACUCCAAGAGGUGUAAUAGACAUGACUCCAUCAAGUUCUGUUUCAACCACCCAGAAAGAGGUUCCUAUGCUAGCAGCUGAAGUGAUGGAUCCAGAUAAGGCUCCAAGAGAUGUUAUAGACAUGACUCCAACAAGUUCUGUUUCAUCCACCCAGAAAAUGGUUGCUAAGCCAGCAGCUGAAGUGAUGGAUCCAGUUAAGGCUCCAAGAGGUGUAAUAGACAGGACUCCAUCAAGUUCUGUUUCAUCCAUCCAGAAAACAUUUGCUGAAUCAGCAACUGAAGUGAUGGAACCAGAUAAGAGUCCAAGAGGUGUAAUAGACACAACUCCAUCAAGUUCUGUUUCAACCACCAAGAAAAAGGUUCCUAAGCUAGCAGCUGAAGUGAUAAAUCCAAGAGGUGGAUUAAGGACAGAGAUCACAAACACGACUCCAUCAAGUUUUAUUUCAACUGCCCAGAAAAAGUUUGCUGCACCAGCGGCUGAAGUGAUGGAACCAGAUAAUACUUCAAGGGGUGGAAUAAAAAGCAAGAUCACAGACAUGACUCCAUUAAGUUUUAUUACAACUUCCCAGAAAACAUUUGCUGCACCAGCAGCUGGAGUGAAGGUAUCAGAUCAGACUCCAAGAGGUGAAUUAAGGAGAGAACUGACAGACAUGUCGCCAUCAAUUUAUAUUUCAGCUGCCCGGACAAAGUUAGCUAAACCAGAAGCUAAAAUGAAGGAAGCACAAGAGACUCAAAGAAGUGGAAUAAAAAGAAAGUUCACAGACAUGAUUCCUUCAAUUUGUAUUUCAUCCACCCUGAAAAAGUUUUCUGCACCAGUCAUUGAAGUGAAGGAACCACAAGAAACACCAAGUGGGGAAUUGAGGAGCGAGCUGACAGACAUGACUCCAUCAAUUUAUAUUUCAGCCGCCCAGAAAAAGGCCACUAAACCAGGAGCUGAAGCGAUGGAAUGCCAAGAGACACCAAGAGUUGAAUUAAGGAGAGAAAUGACAGACAUGAGUCCAUCAAUUUUUAUCUCAAAGGCCCAGAAGAAGGCCACUGAAAUGAUGGACCAGGCAGAGACUUCCUUCAGAGCUACAGGAAGGGGAUUAAAGGAGGGUGCACCUCGCCAGUUUGUGGGACUCAGUCGAAGGAGUCAUCAUGACUAUGAAGGAGCAAGUGGCAGUGGAUAUUGUUACACUACCAUGCAUCUGAAACCAGUCAGGGUACAUCUCUGUGCUGAUGAAGUAGAGAGGUUUCUUCACAGGAAACAGGAGAGACCUGUGUGUUCAAAACCAUUUUGUCCUCUGAAGGAAGCUGGAAGAGAAAAAUAUUAUGAAUAUGACCCAAAUUCGAAAGAAAAAACCCAUCACUUUGCAAAAGCAGUAUGUCAGUAUUCUUCUGUGGAGUGUCUUUCCAGAAAAUAUAGAGGGGAAGAAUUUACCAAACAAAUAACUUCUCAAGCGUUUCGAAAACUGAUAACAAAACUCAAUCCUGGACUGGAUGGAAGGAAGAGAAGAAAGGUUGUGACUCCUGAAGAAAGCUCAGAAAUGGGGGAAGGGAAUAUCUGUUCAUUAAAUAAGGAACCAAAAGGGGAUGAUGGAAAGGUAAAAUAUGACAGAAAUGAAACAAUUCUGGUAGAGGAUGAAGUAACAGUACAUGCUGGUGUACGUGAGGAAGUACAAGAACAGAAUGUGGUAGGGAGAGAUGAUUUGUUUGUAGUAGAGUUAGAAAACGCAGAAGAACCUGAUCAGGAGGAAGACGAAGACCCGAUUGUGGUGAAGGGGGAAAACAACAAACAGUUAGUUGUACACGAGGCAGAUGAGGACCAGGAUGUCGAAGAUGGGGAUGACAACAAACAGUUAGUUGUCCAUGACGCCGAUGAAGACCAGAUUGUGGUAAAGUGGGAAGACAAUGAACAGUUAGUUGUACACGAGGCAGAUGAGGGCCAGAUUGUGGUAAUGGGGGAAGACAACAAACAGUUAGUUGUACACGAGGCAGAUGAAGACCAUGAUGUCGAAGAUGGGGAUGACAACAAACAGUUAGUUGUCCAUGACGCCGAUGAAGACCAGAUUGUGGUAAAGGGGAAAGACAACGAACAGUUAGUUGUACACGAGGCAGAUGAAGACCAGGAUGUCGAAGAUGGGGAUGACAACAAACAGUUAGUUGUCCAUGACGCCGAUGAAGACCAGAUUGUGGUAAAGGGGGAAGACAACGAACAGUUAGUUGUUCAAGAGGCAGAUGAAGAAGAGGUUGUCGAAGAUGGGGAAGACAAUGAACAGACUAAUUCACAUUCAUUAGGCAGGUGCAGUGUAGAGGAUACACCAGCCAUGGUAAUUGUGAAACCACCAAACAAAGUAACCAUAUCAGAAAGUGAAACACGAAGUGACAGAGAAGGCUGUUACACUGACAUCCGCCUGAAACCAGUCAAGGUACAUAUCUGUGCUGAUGAAGUAGAGAGGUUUCUCCAAAGAAAACAGGAAGGACCAUUUUGUCAUCUGGAGGAAUUUAGAAGAGAGAAAUAUUUUGAAUAUGAACCAGCUUACAAAAGAAGGAAAGUGAGGAAACCUACAUAUAAACCAUUUAAACCAAAAGUAGUUUCUCUGUAUCCUUCUGAAGCAUUGGAAUGUAUUUCAAAAAAACGCGGAGGGAUACGAUUUCUAGCCCAAAACAACACUCAAGGAUUUCGAAAACUGAUAAAAAACCUCAAUCCUGGAGUGGAUGGAAGGAAUAAAAGAAGGGUUAUGACUCCUGAAGAAAGCUCAGAAAUGGGGGAAGGGAAUAUCUGUGCAUUAAAUAAGGAACCAAAAGGGGAUGAUGGAAAGGUAAAAUAUGACAGAAAUGAAACAAUUCUGGUAGAGGAUGAAGUAACAGUACAUGCUGGUGUACGUGAGGAAGUACAAGAACAGAAUGUGGUAGGGAGAGAUGAUUUGUUUGUAGUAGAGUUAGAAAACGCAGAAGAACCUGAUCAGGAGGAAGACGAAGACCCGAUUGUGGUGAAGGGGAAAAACAACGAACAGUUAGUUGUCCACGAGGCCAAUGAAGACCAGGAUGUCGAAGAAGGGGAUGACAACAAACAGUUAGUUGUCCAUGACGAUGAUGAAGACCAGAUUGUGGUAAAGGGGGAAGACAACGAACAGUUAGUUGUACACGAGGCAGAUGAAGACCAGGAUGUCGAAGAUGGGGAAGACAACGAACAGUUAGUUGUCCAUGACGCCGAUGAAGACCAGAUUGUGGUAAAGGGGGAAGACACCGAACAGUUAGUUGUCCAUGACGCCGAUGAAGACCAGAUUGUGGUAAAGGGGGAAGACAACGAACAGUUAGUUGUACACGAGGCAGAUGAAGACCAGGAUGUCGAAGAUGGGGAAGACAACGAACAGUUAGUUGUCCAUGACGCCGAUGAAGACCAGAUUGUGGUAAAGGGGAAAGACAACGAACAGUUAGUUGUACACGAGGCAGAUGAAGACCAGGAUGUCGAAGAUGGGGAAGACAACGAACAGUUAGUUGUCCAUGACGCCGAUGAAGACCAGAUUGUGGUAAAGGGGGAAAACAACGAACAGUUAGUUGUUCAAGAGGCAGAUGAAGACCAGGAUGUCGAAGAUGGGGAUGACAACAAACAGUUAGUUGUCCAUGACGCCGAUGAAGACCAGAUUGUGGUAAAGGGGGAAAACAACGAACAGUUAGUUGUCCAUGACGCCGAUGAAGACCAGAUUGUGGUAAAGGGGGAAGACAACAAACAGUUAGUUGUCCACGAGGCAGAUGAAGACCAGGUUGUCGAAGAUGGGGAAGACAACGAACAGUUAGUCGUUCACGAGGCAGAUGAGGACCAGAUUGUGGUAAUGGGGGAAGACAACAAACAGUUAGUAGUUCACGAGGCAGAUGAGGGCCAGAUUGUGGUAAAGGGGGAAGACAACAAACAGUUAAUUGUACACGAGGCAGAUGAAGACGAGGUUGUCGAAGAGGGGGAAGACAAUGAACAGACUAAUUCACAUUCAUUAGGCAGGUGCAGUGUAGAGAAUACACCAGCCAUGGUAAUUGUGAAACCACCAAACAAAGUAACAAUAUCAGAAAGUGAAACACGAAGUGACAGAGAAGGCUGUUACACUAACAACCGCCUGAAACCAGUCAAGGUACAUAUCUGUGCUGAUGAAGUAGAGAUGUUUCUUCAAAGAAAACAGGAGGGACCAUUUUGUCAUCAGGAGGAAUUUAGAAGAGAGAAAUAUUAUGUACAUGAACCAGCUUACAAAAGAAGGAAAGAGAGGAAACAUUAUUGUAAACCAUUUGAACCAUUUAUACCAUUUAUACCAAAAGUAGUUUCUCUGUAUCCUUCUGAAGCAUUGGAGUUAAUUUCCAGACAAAAAGGAAGGGAACAAGUUCCAGCCCCCAAAAACACUCAAGCAUAUCGAAAACUGAUAAAAAAUGCCAAUCCAAGAAAGAGAAGGGUUGUGACUCCUGAAGAAAGCUCAGGAAUGGGGGAAGGAAAACUCAAUCAAAGAGUGGAUAGAAGGAAGAGAAGAAAGGUUGUGACUCCUGAAGAAAGCUCAGAAAUGGGGGAAGGAAAACUCAAUCAAAGAGUGGAUAGAAGGAAGAGAAGAAAGGUUGUGACUCCUGAAGAAAGCUCAGAAAUGGGGGAAGGAAAACUCAAUCAAAGAGUGGAUAGAAGGAAGAGAAGAAAGGUUGUGACUCCCGAAGAAAGCUCAGAAAUGGGGAAAGGGAAACUCAAUCAAAGAGUGGAUAGAAGGAAGAGAAGAAAGGUUGUGACUCCUGAAGAAAGCUCAGAAAUGGGGGAAGGAAAACUCAAUCAAAGAGUGGAUAGAAGGAAGAGAAGAAAGGUUGUGACUCCCGAAGAAAGCUCAGAAAUGGGGAAAGGGAAUAUCUCUGCAUUAAAUAAGGAACCAAAAGGGGAUGAUGGCAAUGUAAAAUAUGACAGAAAUGAAACAAUUCUGGUAGAGGAUGAAGUAACAGAACAUGGUGAUGUGCGUGAGGAAGUUCAAGAACAGAAUGUGUUGGGGGAAGAUGAUUGGUUUGUAGUAGAGUACGAUAACGCAGAAGAGACUGAUCAGGAUGAAGACGAAGACAAGAGGGAAAAUGAAGAAAAGUUAGUUGUCCAUGACGCCGAUGAAGACCAGAUUGUGGUAAAGGGGGAAGACAACGAACAGUUAGUUGUACACGAGGCAGAUGAAGACCAGAUUGUGGUAAAGGGGGAAGACAACGAACAGUUAGUUGUCCACGAGGCAGAUGAAGACCAGAUUGUGGUAAAGUGGGAAGACAACGAACAGUUAGUUGUACACGAGGCAGAUGAAGACCAGAUUGUGGUAAAGUGGGAAGACAACGAACAGUUAGUUGUACACGAGGCCGAUGAAGACCAGAUUGUGGUAAAGUGGGAAGACAACGAACAGUUAGUUGUACACGAGGCCGAUGAAGACCAGAUUGUGGUAAAGGGGGAAGAUGAAGAACAGUUUGUGGUGAAAGAAGAAGUAGAACAGAAUGUGGUGCACAUGGAAGAAGAUUGGAUAGUAGUAUUGCAGGAAUAUAAAGAAAAGUUGGUGGUAGAGGGAGGAGACGAAGAACAGUUUAUUGUACAGAAGGAAGAAGAAGAAGAGGAUGUGGUAAAGGAAAGAGUAGAACAGAUUAUGGUACAUGAGGAAGUAGAAGAUUGUAUUGUGGUCGAGCAGGAAACCAAAAGACAGAUUGUUCGUAAACAAGGAGUAGAACACUUUGUUGUACAUGAGGAAGAAGAAGAUUGUAUUGUGGUAGAGCAGGAAAGCAAAAAACAGAUUGGGAUAAAAAAAGGAGUAGAACACUUUGUAGUACACGAAGAAGUAGAAGAUUGUAUUGUGGUCGAGCAGGAAACCAAAAGACAGAUUGUUCGUAAACAAGGAGUAGAACACUUUGUUGUACAUGAGGAAGAAGAAGAUUGUAUUGUGGUAGAGCAGGAAAGCAAAAAACAGAUUGCGAUAAAAAAAGGAGUAGAACACUUUGUAGUACACGAAGAAGUAGAAGAUUGUAUUGUGUUAGGGCAGGAAAGCCAAGAACGAAUUGUGGUGAAAAAAAGGUUAAAACGGAAAGUGGUUAUAAUAGAUGAUUGAUGAGUUGAAACAAACCAGUAAUGGCAACUGAUUGAUGAUGACAUCCAAAGAACCUUCAAGACCGCCUCCAUGGUCUAGUGGUAGAAGGAACCACGGGUGGCCCAGUCGUCUAAGGCGCCGCGAUUCGCUGUGCAGAUUUGCGUCCCUUGGGCACGCCAGAAAAAAACCUAUGAUUGUGGGUUUAUCUCUAGCAACAUAAAUAAAGAAACAUUGUCAACAAUCGUCA